Molecule: messenger RNA, 2190 nt
Organism: Gossypium raimondii (Peruvian cotton)
Lineage: Eukaryota; Viridiplantae; Streptophyta; Magnoliopsida; Malvales; Malvaceae
Product: receptor-like protein 15
Exons: 6
Coding region: 1-2190 (729 amino acids)
Molecular function (GO): protein binding
Source: RefSeq, a predicted model, not a curated record
AUGAAUGUGUAUCCUGGUGCAGAAUUAGAGAAUCUAAAAAACUUUAAGGUGCUUAAUUUGUACCGGAAUUACCUCAAUGGAACUCUGCCAAUCCAAGAGUUGAUGGGGUUCAGUAGUUUGGGGAUAUUAGAUUUGAGCUACAAUAACUUGGAAGGUUCCAUCCCUCCAAAUAUAGGGAAUCUAUCCUCCCUUAAGGCAUUUUCCGUUGCUCGGAAUUUACUUGCUGCUUCUUUGCCCUCAGGUCUGUGCCAACUGAAGAGACUACAAGAGUUGGAUCUUAGCCAAAACUACUUUGAAGGAAUCCUUCCCCCAUGUCUAUACAAUUUAACGUUUAUUGGGUUGUUGGAUGUCUCAGAUAACAAUUUUAGUGGAACCCUUUCAGCGUCUUUGAUACACAGCCUAACAUCUUCUUGGUAUCUUGAUUUUAGUUACAACCAUUUUGAGGGUUCAUUCUCACUAAGCUCCUUCAAAACUCAAUCCAAGCUUGAGGUACUCCAAUUCGCAAGCAACAAUGGUAAGUUGCAGAUUGAUACUGAGAAUCCUCCAGGGUGGUUUCCCUCGUUCCAAUUGAAGGUUUUGGCACUGUCUAACUGUAGUCUCAACAAUCAUACCAACAGCAUUCCUAAUUUUCUCCGCCACCAGUUCCACCUGCAGAUAGUUGUUCUCACAACAAGUUGCGUGCAAGUUUUCCUGUUACCACCAUUCGCUAUGACCAACGCAGUUAUGGUGGAUGUAUCAGGCAAUCAAAUUCACGGUCUUCCGGAGAAUAUUGGGAAAAUCCUUCCACACAUGGAGUAUCUAGAUUUAUCAAGAAACGCUUUUGAGCAAGAUCUGCUACCCUCCAUUGGUGACAUGAAAAAUUUGCAAGUACUGGAUUUAUCUUACAAUAAUUUCUCUGGAGAAAUCCCCAAAGAACUAACUGUCGGCUGCAAUGAUUUGCGCGUUCUAAUGUUAUCUGGUAACAAACUUCAUGGACAGAUUUUUCCGAUGCUCUACAACUUGACUCAAUUACGUGUGUUGCAAUUAAGGAACAACUACUUCAGUGGGAAUCUGUCAAAUGUGAAAGCAAAAGGAAGGGUACUUGGCAACCUGGCGCUAUUGGACAUUGGUUACAACUUUAUGACAGGGAAUAUUGGUAACUGGAUAGGUAAUGUGACGUAUCUGGAUAUACUUGUGAUGCGGAACAAUUAUUUGGAGGGUCAGUUCCAAUGUGAAGGCAUUUCGCGUUCUGUGUACUAUUUAGACCUUUCUCAUAAUCUCCUUUCUGCUCCACUCCCCUUAUGCCCUCGUUUACAGCACUUAUACUUACAGGGGAACAAAUAUAGUGGAUCAAUAUCAGAAGCUUUUCUCAACACUUCACAGCUUUUGGUAUUAAACCUCCGGGAUAACAAUCUUUCAGUGAGCAUCCUUGGUAUUAUUGGCUUGUUGACUAGCUUGAAAGUUCUUUUAUUGAGUCAAAAUCUUCUAAGUGGUUUGAUUCCAGAAGAACUAUGUGAAUUGAAACAAAUAAGCAUGAUGGAUCUCUCCCUCAACUCCUUCUCCGGGUCAAUUCCCCCCUGUUUCCAGGGUAUCAGAUAUGGAACUUUGAAGAAGGAUUAUGUGCUUCACAGCACUGCCGAACAAUCUGUCACAAAUGUGGAAGUUGACUUCUUGACAAAACAUAGAUCCAACACCUAUAAAGGUGGCAUUCUUAAUUUCAUGUCGGGAUUAGAUUUGUCAUGUAACAAACUAUCCGGUAGGAUCCCGUACGAGGUUGGAAAUCUAGCCUGGAUUCACACACUAAACUUAUCCUACAAUCAAUUGACGGGACCAAUCCCGAAAUCUUUCUCAAAUCUCACCCAAAUUGAAAGCUUAGACCUUUCACACAAUAUGUUGAGUGGAGAAAUCCCUUCAUUACUGAUCAAUCUCUAUUUCCUCGAAGUGUUCAGUGUGGCAUACAACAACUUAUCAGGUAGAAUUCCAGAUAUGAAAGCUCAGUUUGGGACAUUUGAUAGAAGCAGUUACGAAGGAAAUCAAUUUCUUUGUGGACAGCCCUUGAACCAGAACUGUAGCAUCGUGUCACCGCAUCCCCUGAUAAAAUUCGUAGAUCAAAGUAAGGAGAAAUGGUAUGGUAUUGAUCCUGUGCUCUUCUCCAUUCCUUCAUUUGGUUUGUGGAAUGUGGGGGUUUACAGAAGUGUCGGCACUUUGUGA